CGCGCAUCGCAUCUGCCCGACUAUGGCGGACGGACAGUGAAGUAUGGUAGAAGUCCUUUUUAAAUCGGAAAGUAUCGACUUUAGCCAAUGGCAUAAACCGGGUUUUCUGUAAAAAUUGUACAUUGUAAAUAGUCCUGUGUACAUAUAGUAAUUAUAUUUGUGGUCGUUUUGUUUAGAAAUUGUGUGAAUAGUGUAUUAUUUUGAGUGUUUAUUGAAUUCAGUUCUCGACGCCGACAAAUCCCUAGUCAGUGUGUUAAUACAUUGGCUCAUAGCAUAAAACACAAAAAUAAGUGAUAUCACAGCGCUUUUAUGCUGUUUACAAGCGUAUUUGUCAUUUGUCUUUGUUUCUAAGUCGUCGAAACAAGCCAUUGCAGUUUCUUGCAAUAUUUUGGUUUUCUUUAGCGGCUGUCAUCGUGCUUCGAUAAAACUAGUAGCUGUCAUUACAAAGACAAAAAGAAUAUUGUAGUCUCUAAAUGGCUUCAAUUUAGUAUAACGCUAGCCGCAUGUAGUAUGUUUGAUGAUGUAAAUCAUAAAAAAAUAACAUAGAUCGAUUAAUAUUUACCGCAGUCGUGUAAUACAGAGAUUGUGAUUAUUUGUUUACGGUUGUGAGGUAUUGAAGCAUUGUGAAACUGAAUGCUUGAGCCUCACGAUAGCCCAAUGAAGUGGCCAGGCACAGGCGGUGAAGAAGAGGCUGGAGAAGGGGGAUUGCAAACAGCGCGAGUGUCCCAGAACCGCGCUCAGGAUGAUGCUGGUGUGCACUAUGUGUUUCAGCGUGAGAGCCAAGAAGCUGAAUUGUCGUCUUUAGCGUCCAAACAGCGGUGGGCUGUUGGUGAUGAUAAUAUUGCUGAGAAUCAGGAUAAGUGGAAACACCCUGCCCCAAUGGCAAUGAAUAACAUGCAACAAGGUCAGAUGGUGCCAAUGAAGAACUCGCAGGGCACCCCACAACAAUAUAUUAACCAGAACAUUGCAUCAUCUGUUGGACCUUUGGCUAUUAAUCCUUCUGUUAUUGGAAGUCAUCCUCAUUUGACAACAAAUAUGGUUCAUACUCAAAUGGCACCACUUCAAAAUCAAGCAUUGGGGAGUAAUCUAACAAUACCGAAUAGUGCUAUGAUGCUGCCGGCUCUACAAGGCAUGCAAAAUGCUCCUCAAUUGGGACAACAAGGAUUGUAUGAUAUGCACCAACAUCAUGGAAAUCCAAUGCAAGCCAUGAAUGGUAUUGGCAAGAGUGCUGAACAUAUGAUGUAUUUAAGCCAGGCAGGAAUGCUUGCACCUGGAACUAAUCAAUUUCUUCAACAAGGACAAAAUCAAUUAGGAUUAGCACCUAUUCCUGCCAUCAGAAAUCAGAUUGCACCUGCUGCAAAAAAGCUAUGGGAUAAGGGCCCAGGUGCUGGAGGUGACAGCAAAGGUCCACCACAGUUGCCACCUUUGCAGCUCAACCCUGAACAAAUGUGGCGUGAUUCUACUUGGUCCGCACAAGUGGAACAUAAUGUGGGUGUACCAAUGAUGGGCACACGCCGUGGCGUGACUUUCCCUGGUGGAGACGCGGGCAGCAUCCUCUCGCCCAGAGACACGGCGGGCCUUGGCGUCAAGAUGGUAGAAUAUGUCCUUGGCGGAUCGCCCACAGAAGCUGGUGGGGUUGCUACUGGCGGUGGGAAUGAAAAAGUUGGUGGUGUGGUGGCUGGUCUAAGAGGGAUGGUUUUAGAAGAACGUAACGAAGAGAAAUCCGGCUCACCCUUCGAAAAAGAUCUCCAUGAGUUGCAUGAUCAUGGACCCCUACCGAAUGGUCUUCAUAACGGCCAAGAAGACGAUAAAGCUUUCAACCGCACGCCCGGCUCGCGGCAGCCGUCGCCCGCGGAGGAGGAGGGCGGCGUGGGCGUGGGGCCGGCGGGCGUGCAGCACGUGGGCGUGCGCAACGGCGACGCGGGCGCCUUCCCGCUGCUGCCGCCGCACGCGCUGCCCGCGCACCAGCCGCAGCCGCUGCACCACCUGCCGCACCUGCAGCACCCGCAGCACCCGCAGCACCCGCAGCACCACCCGGGAAUGUUGGGAGUAGCUCCACUACAAGGACUGCCACAUCCACAGCAUCCGCAAAUACAUCCAGGCAUGACAUUGAACGAUUCCAUGAAUCAACACAUCGAACUGGUUCUUCAAAUGGAGCAACAUCCUCAAUUCGACAACAACAGCUUUGCCAACACGCAGCAGUACGCGGGCGGCGUGGGCGCAGUGGGCGGCGUGGGCGCGGUGGGCGGCGGCAGCGGCGCCGGCGCGCUCGUCAACGGCGCCGCCGUCGGCCCGCCCGCGCCCGACUCGGCGCAGCACCACCAGCCCUUCGACGUGCAGCAAUUAUUCCGAUCGCAACAAGCGGCGGCGGCCGGCGGGCAGGCGGCGGCGGCGCAGCUGCAGCUGCUCCAGCAGCAGCAGCAGCAACAGUUCCAACUGCAGCAGCAGCUCGCCGCGCAGCAGGCGUUCACGCAGGCGCCGUACGUGAUCAACGCCGGGCAAGAGGGCGCGCCGUACGUGAGCGCGCUGAUCGCCGGCGUGCCGCCGUACUACGGCGUGGCGGCGCCGUGGGGCGUGUACCCCGGGCUGGUCGCGCAGCCGGCGCAGCAGCAGGCGCAACAGCCGCGCCGGCCGCUCACGCCGGCGGGCGGCGAGCAGCAGGUGAACGGGCAGGGCCAGUACGUGAUCCCGUACUACGACCCCGGCUCGCUGGUGAUGGGCGCGCGCAACGGCACGCCGCUGCGGCUCGUGUCGCCGGGCGGCGUGCUGGCGCCGCGCCAGUACCCCGCGCACCCCGCGCACCCCGCCGCCACGCCCGCGCCGCACCAGCCGCCGCAGCCGCAGCCGCAGCCGCAGCCCGGCGGCGUGGCGGCGCGGCGCGACUCGCUGGAGUUCGGCGCCGGGCCCGCGGCCGCGCUGCAGGACUACGCGCGCAAGUGGGGGCCCUCGCCGCUCUCCCCGCCGCUCGCCGCCGCGCUCGGGCCCGUCGGCCUGCGCCCCGUCUCCGCCGCGCCCGGCGCCGAGACCGCCAAGUACAGAGCCGUCAGCAGUUUAGCACAAGGUUUAACGUCAAAUGGCGGAAUGUUCGGAUCAUCAUCUUCGCUAUUGAGCAAACUGAGCGGCGUCGGCACCAUCUCAGAGCUGGUGGGCGGCGGCGUGGGCGUGGGGUCGGUGGGCGUGGGCUCGGUGGGCGCGCUGGUGGGCGACAAGCCGGCCGCGGGCCGCUCGCGCCUGCUCGAGGACUUCCGCAACAACCGCAUCCCCAACCUGCAGCUGCGCGAGCUCGCCAACCACAUCGUCGAGUUCUCGCAGGACCAGCACGGAUCCAGAUUUAUACAACAAAAGUUGGAGCGUGCCACAAAUCAGGAAAAGCAAAUGGUGUUCAAUGAGAUAAUUAACGCGGCGUACAGUCUAAUGACGGACGUGUUUGGAAAUUAUGUGAUACAAAAGUUCUUUGAGUUUGGCACGCCCGAACAGAAGACGACGUUGGCGCAAAAGGUGCGAGGGCACGUGCUGGCGCUGGCGCUGCAGAUGUACGGGUGCCGCGUGAUACAGAAGGCGCUGGAGUCGAUCCCGCCCGAGCAGCAGCAGGAGGUGGUGCGCGAGCUCGACGGACACGUGCUCAAGUGCGUCAAGGACCAGAACGGGAACCACGUGGUCCAAAAGUGCAUCGAAUGCGUGGAGCCGGGCGCGCUGCAGUUCAUAAUAAACGCGUUCGCGGGGCAAGUGUACGCGCUGUCGACGCACCCGUACGGCUGCCGCGUGAUCCAGCGCAUCCUCGAGCACUGCACGCCCGAGCAGACCGCGCCCGUGCUGGCCGAGCUGCACGCGCACACCGACCAGCUCAUACAGGACCAGUACGGCAACUACGUGGUGCAGCACGUGCUGGAGCACGGCGCGGCGGAGGACCGCGCGCGGCUGGUGGCGGGGGUGCGCGGCAAGGUGCUGCAGCUGUCGCAGCACAAGUUCGCCUCCAACGUGGUCGAGAAGUGCGUCUCGCACGCCACGCGCAACGAGCGCGCGCUGCUCAUCGACGAGCUGUGCGGCUUCAACGACAACGCUCUCCACGUUAUGAUGAAAGAUCAGUACGCGAACUACGUGGUGCAGAAAAUGAUAGACGUGGCGGAGCCGACGCAGCGCAAGGUGUUGAUGCACAAGAUCCGGCCGCACAUCGGGUCGCUGCGCAAGUACACGUACGGCAAGCACAUCAUCGCCAAGCUGGAGAAGUUCUUCAUGAAGGCGCCCGAGCUGGGCCCCAUCGGCCCGCCGCCGCCCAACCCGGUCCUGUAGGGGCCCGCCCGCCCCCGCGCCCGCACCGCCCGCCCGCCCCGCGCCGCGCCCUACACCCGAGCGAACUAGUCGCUCUUAGUGUAUCCUACUUGAGAUUAUUUAUUACCUGUACAUUCGAAACCAACACUUGC
This is a messenger RNA of Colias croceus (clouded yellow), 4421 nucleotides long. RefSeq names its product maternal protein pumilio (gene pum). Gene Ontology annotation, biological process: post-transcriptional regulation of gene expression. Bases 634 to 4290 code for a protein of 1218 amino acids. Gene Ontology annotation, cellular component: cytoplasm; nucleus. Gene Ontology annotation, molecular function: mRNA 3'-UTR binding. The record is from RefSeq and is a predicted model, not a curated record. The transcript has 18 exons. NCBI's taxonomy places the organism in Eukaryota, Metazoa, Arthropoda, Insecta, Lepidoptera, Pieridae.